AUGAAGAUAGCCUCCCUUCCUCUUGGACUCGCCGUCAUUGUCUUCGUUGCUGCUCAAGCUACCGACCCUAUGGCCGCCAACGGUGCCCAAACCACGUACCAGUGGGCCGAACAAAAAGUAGAACACAAUGACCUUGUUUACCAGCUCGAGGAGACCUACAGCCAGAUACCCGAGCUCGAGUUCCGUGCCCUGUUCCUUUCUUGUCCUGAGCAGAAGGUCGACAUCGAGGCCGCCGCGGCCGCCGACGGAGGAAAGCUCAAUGCCAAGUUUACCUGCGCGGCCGGCUUCAAAAUAAAUCAAGCAGCUCUUCAGGAAGUCAUCAAGGCGCUCAAAACGAUCUCAAUCCCGGGUGUUAUGCCCAUCAGCGCAUUUAUGGACAAAAUCGCUGGACUCUCUGCCACUUCCCAGAAUGUUAGCCCGUCGAACAUGGGUGGUACAGUCCUGGUUAUUGACUCCGUUCUCUCGAUGCUCAACGUCAUUGCCGGCCGGACUCCCGCCAUCCCACAAGCGCUGAAGAACAUCAAGGAACGCCUUGCCAGUAUGCACACGUGUUCAACUGUUGCCCCUGCGUCAAUCGAGCAGGCUUCUUGCUUCGAGAUUGCGGACCUCUACCGUUCUAUCGUCGCCGAUGUCCAGGCCAACGUUCCUGUUAUCCCUGCCAACGCCUCGGAGGACCUUCAGCGCUACUCUGCCGGCGCUCAGGCCAUCCUCCAGAUCAUCUCCAAGAACUCCAUUGCCGCCAAGAACGAGGCACUUCUGGCAUCUCGUCCCAUCUUUGCCGCCGAGCUCUUGGACGUGUACAUGGUAGAGAUAGUCCGUGCCGGUGCCAAAGAUGAUGUCCAGAACUACGCCAUUAACUCCCUCUCCUUUGUGAUCGGUUCCUCGAACGCCUUGGAGGCAUGCUUGCGCAUUGCUGCUGACCCUGCUGCUGCCGUCGAGGACCUUAACGAUGAGUUGGAUGCUCUUGAGGACGAGGAUGAGUAUGAUGAGGAUGAUGAGCCCGAAGCCGCCGACGCAGCCGAACCUCAGACUGAAACCCUCGCUGCCUAA
This is a messenger RNA of Linnemannia hyalina, 1050 nucleotides long. The record is from the annotation of a GenBank genome assembly. NCBI's taxonomy places the organism in Eukaryota, Fungi, Mortierellomycota, Mortierellomycetes, Mortierellales, Mortierellaceae.